Messenger RNA from Drosophila ficusphila, 12863 nucleotides. It is a transcript of the gene btsz, whose product is annotated as synaptotagmin-like protein 4. Gene Ontology annotation, biological process: intracellular protein transport; exocytosis. The transcript has 14 exons. Gene Ontology annotation, cellular component: plasma membrane; exocytic vesicle. The record is from RefSeq and is a predicted model, not a curated record. NCBI's taxonomy places the organism in Eukaryota, Metazoa, Arthropoda, Insecta, Diptera, Drosophilidae. The coding region runs from base 16 to 12189 and encodes 4057 amino acids. Gene Ontology annotation, molecular function: small GTPase binding; neurexin family protein binding.
GGAAAUCGGUGUAGCAUGUCAAGUGGACGCAGUGCCCGCCUCCCUGCCACGCCCACCCAGACCGCCAACAACAAGCACAGGGCGGCAGCAGCAGCGGCGGCGGCGGCGGCAGCAGCAGUAGUUGCCGCCGGGGAGCCCAACAGCAACAGCAUGUUGCAGUACGGCAGCAACAGCAGCAGCAGUGGCACGGCGCCGACCACAGCAGCCGCAGCAUCUGCUGCCUCUGCCGGCAUGGGAAUGGGAGUGGGCGUAGUCGGGGGCGGCAUGGCCAGCGGCAUGGGAAUGGGCGUGGUGGGUGGCAUGGGCAUGAGCAUGGGCGGUGGCAUGGCGCCGUACAGCUUCCACGGAUCAACAAUGGGCAGCAGUUGCGAGUCGAGCGUGGAGCGCAUCCCCGUGGACACCAUCGAUGCACUGGGUCCCGAAUUGGCGGUGGCCACUUCCCAGGUGCUGGAGAAUCUGUCCGAGAACGAGCGCAAGAUGAUCAUCGAGGUGCUCAAUCGGGACGAGUCCGUGCGACAGAGGGAUGCCACCAGAAUGAUGCUAUUGCGCGCCGAAUUGUAUGCUUUGAGGCGCAAGGGUGCGGCCAAGGUCGUUGGUGGAGUGCAGCAACUCGAUGCCACACUACAACAACAACAACAACAACCACAGACAACCAUGCAGGCCAAUGAACAACAACAGCUCGAACAACACAACAACCACAACGCACACACGAGUGGCGACCCGAGUCGCCACUGCGCCCGCUGCACCACCGAAUUGGGUCGCAUCACCAACCGAGGCGCCCCAUGUCGCGUCUGCAAGUUGCGCGUGUGCAAAGCCUGUCGCGAAUUCACAUCGCGCACCACGGACUGGGUGUGCGUGGUGUGCCACAAGCAAAUGGAACUACAAUCGGCCAGCGGCGAGUGGCUGAAGGACGCCUACGCCCUCGGCUCCUGCAGUGCCGUCGACCACCUGACCACCAGCGAUGUCCUGAGGAAGAGCAUCCGACGUUCUUGGACCAUAUCGAAUCCCGAGGACGACCCGAACAACCCGAACUCGCAGCAGCCGGUGGCGGACAACCUGUAUCCGCAGCAGCAGCAUCUGAUUGAGGCGCAGUCGGCGGGCAGCUACCCCACUCUGCACCAGCACCACCAGCAGCACCACCUGCCCCCGCAGCCGCGGCCCACGACGCACGGCAUCGGCUACGCCAGUGGCACCGCCACGCCCACCACCAGCAGUAAGUGGCAGCUGGGGCGGCGGGUCCUGCGUCAGUCGACGCUGCCGAGCAGCCUCAAUAACGACCCCGCUCUCAGCGGCAGCGGUGGCAACCUGGCCAACUACAACUCGGUGAACCUAACGGCGCCCACAUCGCCGCAUCAGCUGCAGAAGAGUCCGCUCUAUCCGAGCGCCUACAACAGCGACGACGUCAUCCACAUGAACACGAUGCCCGGAAUGGGAAUGGGUAUCGGAGUGGGUGUCACCGUCGGCGACUGCGACAACUACGCACAGCAGCAACAGCUACAGCAGCAACAGCAACCACAGCAACAGCAACAACAGCAACAUCAGCAACCCCAGCUGGAGGUCACACCCACGCAUCAUCGGUUGCAGGUGCGGCGGCAAUCGACGUUGCCCGCCCAACCCACUCCGGCCAUCUACAUGUCCACCUCGCCGAACCGCCUGUACAGUCGCUCCCCGGAAAGAUCGCCGGGUGAGCAGCAGCGAUAUCCACCGUUCAUGCGGCAGACAUCCUUCCCGGAACCACCGAGCACCUAUCAUCGCACCAAGUUGCUGCCCAGCACAGGUGCACCACCAUCCACGGUGGCUCCUCCGCCACUGAACUACGAAUCGCAGGCAUCCAGUUUGGCCAGCGACGAUCAGGAUGUGGGUCCCAUGCCCAAGCCACGGAUGACCCGACAGGCCACUCUACCGAAUCCCGAACAGCAUGUCAAGUUGUUACCCACAUCUCCGCCGAAGAGGCAGACUUCCCCGCAGUUUCGACGCUCGCCGGAGUUUAUGAGGCAGCAAACGCUUCCCAAUCCGGAGGCAUUCAACAGUGGAAACACCUUAACCGUACAUUCAACGCCACCGGGGAAAUUCAUGCCGAUUUCGCCGCGGGCCAAGCAGAAUUUCCUCUUCCCGAGUGUCCCGAAUCCCAGACAGUUCCUCUCGCAACCGCAUGUUCCCGCGGUGGGUGGCACUGAUCUGGGAUCCGGAGGCAGUGUGGCGGGCACAAAUGCCGGAGGUGGGGAGCAGUACUCCAGCAGUCAGAGUGUGAAUAUCCACCACUCCCGAGAUCCGCAUGCCAAGAUGAUCAAGGUGCGCAGCCACAGCAACGAGGAGUACUCGAACACGAAGGGUCACUCGGAGAACAGGAGAUUGCUCCCGGAGAUUCCAACGGCUGUCCAGAGAACUGGUGGACGAUCGCCAAGUCGUCUGGUAAGACAGGACUGCCUCAAGGAGGAAAGGACCUUCGGGGAAGCCAAGCAGCAGUUCCAUCAGUUCCCCGAUGUCACCGAGGAGCUGGACAAUCGUCCGGAAUACGUUGACUACUUUGGCGACAGUGCCACCAGUUUCCUGGAAUCCGAUGAAGUUCAGUACGAGCGGAACUAUAAUGCCGGAUUUAGUAGUGAACCAAGGAUUAUAUACAAUAAUGGAUCGGAUGAUGGCAGCUACCAGAAUUCCUCACAGAGACCCAUUUACAGUGCCGAGAAUGUCCUGGCUGAUUCUGGUUACGGAGGAGGUGCCGGAGUGGGUUUGGGAGCCAGUGGAGGAUCUGGAGGAGUGCCUGGCUACUAUCCCGACAUGGGAACCCCUCAAGGUUUCUAUGGAGGAGCCGCUCUGCCACGAACUCCUCUGAUGCACAAUCGCAUGAGGAGGCGGCAAUCGAGGGAGCUGCAAAUGCAGCAGGAGGAGUUGGCUCAACUUUCCCAGGCAUCAGAUGCAAAUGGAAAGUGUUCUGGAAAUGAAGGUGCAACCACCGGAGGAAGUGGAGCAGAUGGCCACGCCGCCGAGAGAAGGAAACCGGAGCAGAUGCGCUCCGUUUCAGAGGAUUCGGGAGCUAAAACCACACCGAAACCAGUAACACGAAGAUCUUUUUCACAUCCCGAAAAGGACACGCAGCCCACGAAGAAAACCGAAAUAUCGAAGAUACCCAGUCCACGACCCUUAGCUGAUAUCCUGGACAAAACUCGCGGAAAUUCCAAGAUUCCACAGGCAAGACGCAGGAAUUCCCGGACAGGAAUUGGUGAAGCUGAGGAGGGUAGCACGACCCAGCACAUUUACUCCUUCCAUCAACAGCUUAUGCAUAGAAACUCUGAUUUAGCCAUGCGCCUGAAAAAAACAGAAAUUCCUGUCGCCUCAGUAGCAGCAGCUUCUACUCCAGCAGCUCCAGCCAACCAGGACGAGAAUCCCCAGGGGGAAACGGGAGCCAAAGGAUCCGCAGCGGAGCAGCCGGUCAACGGCAAGUCCCUCGAUUCCUCGGCCAACAAGGAUGGUGGUGAUCCGAAUACCACUGCGGAGGCCACCCACACGAGCACUUUGGGCGAGCAGGAGCUGCAGAAUGCAGUGGAGGCUGCAGCGGUCGUCUUCAAGAAGGUCGUCCUGCAGCGUCGCAAGGAGAAGGAGAAGGCCGCCGAAGAAGGCGUUCAGCACCACCAAAAGCAAAAGCAGCAGCAGCAGCAACAGCAGCUGUCGGUGGUUUCCGGUGGUGAUAUCGUAACCAUCAGCGGAGGAGGAGGAGUCACCGGUGAUGCCAUGGAAACGUCGUCGUCAUCGGAGCUGGACUUCAGGUGUUCCACCCAACACGGUCGCCAGCAGCAGCAGUCGCAGUAUAGCGUCGAAGCCGACGAGUUCAAGCUCGUCUUCCUCAACUCGGAUUCAUCUUCGUCCUGUCACGGCGAGGAGGAAGAGGAAGAGGAGGAGAAUGAUACGGACUCAUCCUGUUCCACGCACCACUGUCACAGCAUUGUGAGCAAUGUGGAGGAUUGCGAUUGGGAUUACUUCGAACCCUCCAUGAUUUCCACAACCACAACCACAACAACCACCAUGAUUGCUUACACCACCGCCAGAGCCACGCCCACUCCACCGCCAAGAGUGAGGCGUCAAUCCAGCGAUAGUGAUUCCCCACUGGUGCAGAGGCGUCCCCAGCAACCGAGGAGUAGCUACUGUCCCAAGAUCAGGGAGAGUGACACCGGAACCGACGAGGAGUUCGUUCUGAAUACAGAGAGUAGUUCGCAGACCAGCUCGGAUCCAACGCCACCACCGGUGCCACCACCUCCCCACCCACUGAGCAUGAAGACCAGGAUCAAGACUCGGUUCCUGAAGAACCACCACCACCACAGCCACAACCGAUGCAACUGCAAUCCCGGCCAGCAGCAGCAGCAGCAGCAGAUGCAACCGCAGCCGCAAUAUGUUCCGAUUCCCGUGCCCGUUCCCAUUCCCGUGCCCAUGGCCGCCUAUCCCAAUUGGCCGGAGGUGGCCGGUAAUCCCCUCCUGGAACAGGACGAGCAGCUGGCCGCCAGUCUGCAGCAACUUUGGCAGGCGGCCGGCCAGCAGCAGCAGUUUGCCGCCAUUGUUGCAGCCUAUUCGCAGCAAUUUGCGGCGGCCAGCAGCAACAUGUUCGAUGCAACGCCGCCGGUGACCAGCAAAAGCUACCAACAGCUGCCGACGACGCCGCCACCGAUGCCGCAACGCUUGCGCGGAUUGGCGGGCUUCAAGUCCUCCGCUCCGGAGUUGAGUGCCUCGCUGGGAUCGCUGAUGACGCAGUCGCUCUGCUCCACCAUAUCCUCAUCCUCGUCGUCGAGCACCUCGGGUUAUGGCACUGCGGGCAGGAGUCUGGAAACACUGGCCAGUCCAAUUCGAGCUGCCAACUCGCUGCAGCAGCAAUACCAACAACAGCAGCAGCAGCAGCAACAACAGCAACAGCAGCAGCAAUACCAACAACAGCAACAAAUGGCCAGCAGUGCUUUCAAGCCAAAGCCAACAAGUUUAGUAGCGUCGCGUUCGCCGACGGGUGAGCAACCAGAAACGAGCAACGCGCGUCGCAACACCAACAGCAACAGUGAGAGCGACGACAGCAACACCAAGAGCAGCAGCAGCAACAGCAGCAACAACAACGCAACGCCCACAACGGGUAGAUUGUGUAAUGUUUUUGAUAAAACCGGCACAUUGCCAGUGCUUGUUGUUCAGGCACAUGUUGCUGGUGUAGAUAAGAGCACAGCAUUGGCAGCAACAACAUCAGAAUCAGCAGCAGCAGCAAUAUCAACAACUGAAACACCAGCAACAUCCACUAAGGGAACCGCUCUGAGAGUGGCCAGCAAAUACCAGAGCCGAAAUCUAUGCGAAACCCAAGCGGCGGCAACAACACAAACCUACCUGGCCAGUAAAAACAGCCACGAAGAAGUGGAAGCAGCAGACGAAACGAAUAUACAUAAAAAUCAAGUACCACUAGCAGCAACAACAACACAAACAGCAACAACAACACAAGCAACAACAAAAGAAAUACAAACAGCAACUAGAGCUGCGGCUCCUGCGGUAAUAACUCGUUUCGGGGGACUUGCAGUCGAAAAUGUGGUUGGAAAUGCUGGUGUCUCGGAAAGUCCCAAACCCAGAGCCCAGCAGCACCCAGAGCAGCAGCAGAUAGAUGAUCAUCGUUCGCCGACGGAGAUUGCCAAGAAUUUGUCCUCCAAUCGACUUACGAGUAGAGCGAAUAGCAAGAACAUCAUGUCCGAUGAGCCAUCGGCAUCUGUGUCCGAAUCCGUAUCGAUCCAUUUGCAGAGCGAAAGCUAUGCGGCCAGCAGUCCAGACGAGGUGAGCAGCAACAGCAGCCAGGAGGAGGAUGCCAAGCCGAGGCGCACCUCCCAGAGGAGCUACAAUGUGGCCGAGGUGAUGGAGGAGCAGCUGGAUGAGGAGGAGGAGGAGCAGCAGCAGCGCCACCACAGCACCACCUCGAGUGCCUCCAGUUCCAGCAGCAGUUCGAACUCCAGUUCCAGCUCGGAAUCCUGUGACUCCGAUGAUACGGGAACAGUGCGCGAUCGCAGGCCGAAAAGGAGGAGGUUCAACAAGGUGUUCGUGGUGAAUCGACAACCAGGAGCGAGGGUGCGACGCAGUUCCUCCACCGAAGGGGAUUCCCUCUCCUCAUCUGAAGCGAAUCUAGAAGACUCCUCGGAUAAUGACACGGAUACCGAGCGAACGGAUUGUGGCAUAGUACUUAACUACGUGAAACCGCUAGAAGAGGAGCCCAAAAAACCAGAAGAGGAUGGGGAGGAGGAGGAGGAGGAGGAGGGGGAGGUUGCGGGGGCGGCGGCGCCAGCUGCACGUGAUUGCCAAUCGAGUGACGAUGAUGAAAGUGAACGCCGUGUUGCCAACUCAAGCGAUGAGCUGGCCAACUGCAUUGUGGUUGUGGGCGGACAGACGGACGACGCUGCCGCCGGCGUGGUGCUGCAUCGCAUGCGAUCUCUGCCAGACGAAGACAACAGCAACAGCAACGAGGUGGUGGAGCAGCAGCAGCAGCAGCCGGAGGAGGAGGAGAAGCAAUCAGAGCGCCAAAUGGCCGACAGUGAUGCUCUGGCCGCCUGCGAUGAGUUGCACAGCAUCUCGAACGAUGUCAACCGACUGCUGGAGCUGCACAAGCAGAAUUCCCAGCUGGAAAUCAAGCUGCAGCGCUUGCGACAGGGAGUGGCCGAAAUCAAUGAGGAUCUGCAGCUAACCACCGGCACUGAUGUGGCUGCCACCCACCAAACGAGGCGAGCAGGUAGUCCAUUGGCGAUUGCGAAUCCCGAUGGGAAGCCCGACGAGUGCAGCCGCCCUUCUGGGAAAAGCCUCUCGAGCCUCUCGAGCGUGCUAAAUUCUAAUGACGGCACUGCUCAUCGCCUCACCUGCCUGCAGGUAGAAGAAAAGCAGGCAAACAGCGAUUGUAAACGAUUGGCGGCGGCGGCGGCUGAGAAGAAAACAGCUGAGCAAACGCAGAGGGUCGGCACAUGCAGCCAAGCAUGCAAAAUAAACGAAAACAGCACCGACUACUCGCUCGACUCGCUCUCCAACUCGUCGUCGUUGAGUUUGGCACCUGAGCAGGUAGAAAUCCAGCCGGAGAGCACUCGCUUUUUCGGCUUACCUGUCGCUCGAGAGAAGCAACAGCAACAGCAAGAGCAACAGCAAGAGCAACAGCAGCAAUAUCGCUUCGAUUCGAAAUCGGAGUCGGCGGAGUCGACAGUCGAAAAUGAAAUGUUAAACGUUGCGGUCGCUCCACGCUCCGCGCUCUUCAGCGGUAACAAUAACAAUAAAAACAACAACGAUAAUAGCAAUAACGAAAACACUAAUAACAACAGCAACAACAACAACAACGACAGCAACAGCAACAGCGAACUUGGCCAUAAUAAUGACGCUUUCGCAGCGGCACAAAAGACGAGAAAUAGCGGCUCGAGUGACGUAGUGAGUGUGAAUUCAAAUGUGAGUGGUGGUGAAAACGAGUGUGACUACGACAAAAUAUUUGGUAGCCAUCGGAAGAGCACUUCAAGUGCAACAGCAACAACAACAGCAGCAACAACAUCAUCACCGGUGACACCUGCAACAUCGCCCAGCGAUUUGGCUUCGCCCAAAAAUUCACUUUCAGCCAAGUAUCGCAGCUUGGUCAUGAUCACCAAAGACAAUGAAAGUGCAGCUGGUGAUUAUGAAAUGGCAACCAGCAGCGGCAACAACAACAGCAGCAGCAACUCCAAUCGCAGCAGAGGCAGCAACAAAGGCAGCAAUACUUUUGGCCAGAACUUUGCGGGUGACUCAUUUCGCGCCAUGGAACCAACCGAACUCGUGAGCAGCGAUCGCGAAUCGUACAGUGUGGACUCGCUAAACGAACCGCCCGCCUUGCCGGAACUUUCUGUGGAGGAUGGUUUGGCGGAUGACGACUCCUGGGUGGAGGAACUGAGUCAAAGGGGCGAGGAUGAGGAUGAUGAGAACCUGAGCAAUGCCACCACCACGCCAACUGCCACGGAUUCCGAAGAUGCGGAAGGGGAAACUGAAGGAACCCGGAGAUAUUUGGAUCGCGAGGAGGAACUGAGGGGAUAUAACCGAUCUGCCAUCGAUUUCACCUUACAUACAAUUGUGGAGGAGAGUUGCGAGGAGAGCGAGGUGGCCUCCAUGCGAGCGGAUAACGAGGACACCGAGUUGGAGGAGGAGGAUCUGGCGGAGCGGAGGCGACAACGCACUCUGAACCAUCACCAUCGGUUGAGUGCCUCCGAAUUGGAGAAGUACUUCUUCUUUGGACUGGGAGAUGGUCGGGUGAUGAGCAGCAUUGACACCCGUGGCGAUGACACCGCCUCCGAGGUGAGUUCCGAGUGCUCCGAGAGUCUGGACUCCCUGCCCCACGAAGAUCAGCUACUGGACACCAGUGGAGCCUCCGAUCUGGCCUCCUCCCGCCUGGAAAAGUACUUCCUCUCCGGAUUUAUGGGCUUCAGUGGCGGGGAGAAGCAGGCGGAGAGCGACGAGAGUGGCGGCAGUGUGGGCAGCGAUAGCGAAGGUCACCCGAGUCCCAGUCAGCGGAGGAAGCGAUUGGUGAGGGCCAGGGGAACCCCAAGGAGUCACAACUCCUCGCUGGAUAAUCUUCUCCUUCCCGAAACCGAUACCCUGGAUGCCACGGUAACUUCUGCUGGAGGAACAGCCACGGCCACAGUGGAGGACACCUCCGAAUCCGAGGCAGGUUGCGAUGACACUGUGAUCCACUUGGCCAACGCCGGUGCCUCCGAUGGCUCCUCCUCCGAUACGAUUAAGAGGAAGAAGCAGCUAAGGAAGAGGCACGAUUCCCUGGAUGAGAAGAAGCUGCAUGAUCUGGAACCCUCCGAGUGCAGGACUCCCACUCCAGGUGCUGGUGGUCAGGUGCAGAUGCAAUCGCAGGCCAAGAAGCAGCAGCAGCAGCACCAUCACAGCCGGGACAGUGGAUUUGUGGGCAGCAAUGAUGAUCUGCUGAAAGCAGCUCCGGAUUGUGAGCCACCCAAGAGUCCCACUCCCGCAUUGGAGCAGAUCAGCGAGGACAGGGAACCAGCUCACAGCCAGAUAAGCCUGGCCAAGAUGGAUAUGCCGAGCACCUCAGCAGCUGCAGCCACGAAUCCCAUGCCCAGCCAACUGAGAAAUCUCACCCUGCCCAAUUUGGUGCGAAAGGACAGCUUCAACAACUGGAGUUCCGACGAGGAGACCAACCUGAUGAUGAGCAAGAUGCGGCAGUUCUUCAAGACCCUCAUCGUGGCCACUGCAAAUGCGCAGCAGCAGCAGAGCAAGCCAACCACUCCCAAUCAGGGCCAGAACACCACGCCCAGUUCCCAGCGGAAGGUGGCCAAAUCCCGGCCAGCUCAGUUGGCCUACUUCGAAAACGAGCUAACGCGACUGAUGAAAACCGUGCCGGGAAUCAACGAUGAGCAGGUGCGCGAAAUAGUGGAGUACCUGAGCAGCGAGGACACGUGGUCCGAUUCCUACGACUCCUCCGAUUACACGAGCUCCGAUUUGGAGGGCGGUGAGCGGAAGGGUCAACUGAAGGCACAGAUCUCCGCCAGCUGCCAGCAGAUAAUCAACAAGUUCGAGAUCGACGAGGAGGGAGAUCGAGGAGAUGGUGGCUUGCUGGACGAAAGUCAGAGUGUUCCCAUGGAGGCCUUGGUCUACCAAAAGCUGGUAGCUUCCUUCAGCAAAGUGGCAGCUGGCGGAGAACCGGAAGUGGAAGCUGCCAAGGAGGUGGAAGAGAAGGAGGCAUCCACGGAGAGAUCUCCCCAGCUUUUUGCCAAGGUGAUGCAGCACAUUGGCACCCGGUUGGUGGCUCUAAUGCACGAGGUUAGCAGUGGCAAUGAGACACCCACUCCCUCGCCGCAAAAUCAAAGGCACCACAGAAGACUGCAGGCCAAGAUCUCGGCCACCACAACGGAGGAUGAAGAGGAUGAGGUGGAGGAGCAACUCCGAGCGAUGCCCAUUAAGCAAUUGAAGCUGAGGAGCAGAUCACAUGACCUCCUGCUGGAUGGAACCACUCCCCAUUCGCACCACCUGCACCACCAGGCCACCGUUCACCAUCCGGGAAGUGGAGUAAGUGGCACUGCAGGAUCUGGAGGAUCCUCCGGACCUGGACACUCGGACAACGCCGGCGAGGAGUGCGGCGUGACCAGCGACUACGAACGGUUCUCGUGGCGCGGCAGUUUUGAGUCGGCAUUACUGGCUAAUGGCGACAGCAGAACGAGGCUCAGCCAGCUGAGCCAACUGGACAGGGACAACUCGUCGUCUGCGUCCGCUUUGGCAGUUGCAAAGCGCCGAUCGGCAGGCGACCUUCUCUUCAGCCAGCACCAGCAGAGCCUCAGCCGCGAGCAACUGGAUCGGGUGAGAUCCUGCGGCAGCAUCGGAGGAGGCGAUGCCCACCACCACCAGCUGGAGGCCUCGCCAGCGAAACCCUGGCUCUCCUCGGCGGGAUCUUCCAUAGGAGGUGAUUCCACGAAGGACGUGAGACGCUCCAGUGUGCCGGAUGCCAUCUACGAAACGGAUUCCAGCGAUGAAACCGCCUCGAAUCAGUUUGGAGGAGCCAGAUCCACGCUGCCCAGGAGUCUCAACUCCGGCCAGGUGGUGGCCAGCACGAAUUCGCUGCCGAGGCUGCCCACCACCACCACCGGAGCGGGUGGUGCACCCAUCACCAGCACCCCGAAGACAAAGUCACAGAGUGCCCUCAACCACACGCCCUCCAAUUUGUCCUCCGUCUCCGCCACUGGAAGUGCGAAGAGUGCGAGGUACCGCUCGCCAGGAUUGGCUGCUCGAGCCGCAGCUGUCAGUGGUGGUGGAGCAGCAGGAGGAGGAGGAGGAGGAGGUGGUGGAUCUCUGGGAGGAGUGGCUGGCGGUGGAGUGGCCAGCAGCGGGAAAAAACUAGGCGCGGGCUUCCAGUUCCUCUACUCCAAACGCGAUGCGCGCAAACGUCUCAACAUGUCAGCGGAGGAGGCCAAAGUGGCCGCCGAGGAGCUGUCGCGAUCGCCGGUGAUGGGACAACGACAUGGAGAUGGCACCGGCAGUCCCAUCCAGUCACGUGCCUCCAGCGAAACGUGGCCCACUCAGUCGGAUGAGGACAUCGAUCGCCUGGUGGCCAUGCACCAAAACAGGAGCAGUCUCAGUUCUCUGGGGGUUCGCUCGGAGUCGAUGGCCAGCGUUUAUUCGGGUGCCGGUGAGGGUCGCUAUGGCACCGUGGUGGUCAAAGGUCAAGUGGAGUUCGCCAUGCAGUACAACUACAAGCUGAGUGCCCUGGAAAUCCACGUGGUGCGCUGCAAGGACUUGGCAGCCGUUGAUGCCAAACGCAACAGGAGCGAUCCUUAUGUGAAGGUAUAUCUUCUGCCCGACAAAUCGAAGGCCGGCAAGCGCAAAACCAAAGUCAAGAAGCACACGCUGAAUCCCAUCUUCGAUGAGACGAUGCGCUUCCACACUCCCAUUUCCAGUCUGGAGUCGCGAACUCUUUGGCUGACGGUGUGGCACUCGGACAUGUUUGGGCGGAACGACUUCCUCGGCGAAGUCAGUGUCAAUUUGCAGGGCCGCCUCUUCGACAAUCCCCAGUCGCAGUGGUACCUCCUUCAAGAACGCAGCGAACCCUUCGAUGAAGUAGCCACCUAUAGAGGCGACAUUGUGGUGGGUCUGAAGUACAUUCCUCCAGAGAAAGUGAAGUCCUCCUUCUUCUCGCGCGGCUCCUCGGUAACAGGAAGCUCCUCAAACUUGCGUAAGUUUGGGGGCAGCAUAAAGUCGGUAACCUCGAAAUCAGAACGGACUUCAAAAGGAGGCCAACUACACGUGUUGGUCAAGGAAGCCAAACACCUGAGUCCCAUCAAGGCCAAUGGAACCUGCGACGCCUUCUGCAAGAGUUAUUUAUUGCCCGAUCGCACGCGGAGCUCCAAGCAAAAGACACCUGUGGUGAAGCGCACUUUGCAUCCCAGCUGGAAUUAUACCUUCGUUUACGAAGAUGUUUCCCUGGAGGAAUUAUCGGAAAGAGCUUUGGAGCUAACCGUUUGGGAUCACGAUCGACUGGCCAGCAAUGAGUUUGUUGGCGGCAUCCGUUUCUCCCUGGGAACUGGUCGCAGUUAUGGAAGGCAAGUGGAGUGGAUGGAUGCCACCGGCAAGGAGCUCUCCCUCUGGCAAAAUAUGCUCGAUCGACCCAACUUUUGGGUGGAGGGCAGCCUGGUACUGCGUUCCAGUUUAGAUGGCAUAAGAGCCAAUUUGCCAUAGGCCAACCUCGAAGAUUAGAAAACGUAUUGUUUAGAGCCAAGACAAACCACAAAAGAGCAGUUCAAAUUGCCAAUGGCAAGCUGCAUUGUAUUGUAUUGUAUUAAUUAUGCGAUAAUUAUCAAUUAACGAUCACUACGACUCUGAGAAGCAUUACUAGCGUUUUAAGACAGAAGGAAGACGAUUGUAACAUUCACAAUUUAGUGUUAACAGUGUGGAACGAUGAUUUCUGAAUACUCGAAUACGUCGAAAUAUGGCGAUGACGCUGCAAGUAGCGCAGUUCCGCCAAAAACAAAAAGCAAAGUAAUCAAGGCAGACAUGAGAAACUAAGCAAGAAAAACAAACCUUAUCAAGUUUAUGGCACUAAUUGUAAGCGCAAUUCUCAGCUAUUCGAUGCAGAUAAAAACUACAACUGUAAAGCAAAACGAUGUGGCCCCAAGGUUGGGCUGUCUAGAUCUUAAGAGAGUUUGUAUGUGUGUGUUUUUUUUCCACCCCCCUCCAACCCCCUCUCCCCUUUCGAGAGGCAUUCGCAAUUGGCAUACUAUAUGCGCUAAACUACGAUAAACCUACAAACUAAAACGUAUCGUUAAAACCUAGUUAAAUCGAGGCAUAAGCUUACUAUGUAUAACUAUCCAUAAUAUCCGAGAAAAAUACAAAUAACAUUUUUGUAAAUUCAA